Messenger RNA from Laccaria bicolor S238N-H82, 1080 nucleotides. RefSeq lists its product as uncharacterized. NCBI's taxonomy places the organism in Eukaryota, Fungi, Basidiomycota, Agaricomycetes, Agaricales, Hydnangiaceae. The record is from RefSeq and is a predicted model, not a curated record. Bases 1 to 1080 code for a protein of 359 amino acids. The transcript is spliced from 5 exons.
AUGUCCACCUGGAGAAAUAAACAACAUCCCUCGCAAGCAGGAAGUGUCCGCACUGGACAUGGAACCCCGCGUUCGAGAGGACGCCCCUUAGGCGGGCGAGCCGGUCCAGGACGUAUGGAUCUUAUCGUGUCCGUCAGUCGAAGCAGUGGGCUCGAGAAGGGUGGUGAUGAGUGCGUCUUUCUGUGCACACACUCAGUACAAAUUAUAAACGACGACGAAUCGACGCUCAAGAAAACAUUCUCAUUCUAUUCAGUUCGUCUCCUGCUCCUUGGCUUCCCUACAUCUCCUCAUACAUUUACAGGAAAGUUACGCGAAGGCGUCGCCUCUUCUCAGCGUAAUGACCAAUUCGCAUUGGAAGGUUCAACACGGACAGUGUACGAGUCGUCACUAUACCUCGCGGUUAUCUUCGAUUCUCCCAAGCAAACGACGUCAAUCAUAUCAGCUCUUAUUCCAGAAGUGUACCUCUCAACUCCUCCCCCGCAUCGCUUGUGCCUUCCAACUAUUCUACUUUCCUCUCUUCAUCACCUUCUAGUCGCCUACCCCUCUCAGGUCCCUUUCAACCGAUUUCUCCAAUCGAUACCGGAAACGCUCUUACCAAGAGCCUCUCCGACCUACGCGUGGAUCACCUUUUUGGCUGCAAGCCUUCGAACACGUAACUAUGCCCGCUUCGAGCGAUUAUCCCGAAAAGUUUCCCUGUCCGAGAUACUAGAAACACCUGAUUCGAUCUCAGCUACAUUGGGAGCCCUCACCAUUACCCCACAGGCAAAUCGUACCCUUGCAUUCAAAGCUCUCUUCACGUUGUUGGACUCUUUGCGGAUAAAAUCACGAGAAACUUCAUGGGCAAUUAUCAGAUCGGCUUACCGAGAGCUGACCUGUGGUGUGCAGCCCUCAGAAACGAAAAGUUGGCUAUCGAGGUCUUUGUGUUUGCAGUCCGUCGUUUCGGAUGAAUUUAACGUUGAGGUGGAAGAUUGGCUUGCCAAGCAAGUUCCUCUGGGAGCAGUGCGGAGGAGGGAGGACGCUGAAGGAAAGUGCCAGCUCAACUGCCGCGUUCUUGGAAAGCGCCGUCGCCAAACUUACUAA